This is a messenger RNA of Hipposideros armiger (great roundleaf bat), 1093 nucleotides long. It is a transcript of the gene GBX1, whose product is annotated as gastrulation brain homeobox 1. Gene Ontology annotation, molecular function: DNA-binding transcription factor activity, RNA polymerase II-specific; RNA polymerase II transcription regulatory region sequence-specific DNA binding. The transcript is spliced from 4 exons. NCBI's taxonomy places the organism in Eukaryota, Metazoa, Chordata, Mammalia, Chiroptera, Hipposideridae. The record is from RefSeq and is a predicted model, not a curated record. Bases 1 to 819 code for a protein of 272 amino acids. Gene Ontology annotation, cellular component: nucleus. Gene Ontology annotation, biological process: regulation of transcription by RNA polymerase II; regulation of nervous system development.
AUGAUCAACACGUGCAGGAAGGAGUCCCAUCCCUUCCCCAUGAUCGGCAGCUGUCCCAGGCUCGGCUGGGGUACCUGUCGUCCGGUGCUGGAGCGCUGGUGCACGUCCCCGCGGACCAUCGAGGUCCUGAUGAACACCUACAGUCCCGGCGGCCGCCGCCCCGAGGGCGGCCCGGACGCCGACGAGCUGCCGCCCGCCCGGGAGACGGCGGCAGAGCCCGCGCCGCCGCCGCGCCCGCACUUCGCAGAGACUUUCCCGAGUCUGCCGGAGGGGAAGGUGUACAGCUCAGAUGAGGAGAAGCUGGAGGCACCAGCAAGAGACCCAGCAGGCAGCGAGCAGGAGGAAGAGGGCUCGGGCGGUGACAGUGAGGACGACGGUUUCCUGGACAGCUCUGGAGGGGGCCCGGGGGUUCUCCUGGGACCUAAACCGAAACUAAAGGGGAGCCUGGGGACUGGCGCCGAGGAGGCAGCACCAGUGGCAGCAGGAGUCACAGCUCCUGGGGGCAAGAGCAGGCGUCGCCGCACGGCGUUUACCAGCGAGCAGCUUUUGGAAUUGGAGAAGGAGUUUCACUGCAAGAAGUACCUGAGCUUGACAGAGCGCUCCCAGAUCGCCCACGCCCUCAAGCUCAGUGAAGUGCAGGUCAAGAUCUGGUUUCAGAACCGGAGGGCCAAGUGGAAGCGCAUCAAAGCUGGCAACGUGAGCAGCCGCUCCGGGGAGCCCGUAAGAAACCCCAAGAUUGUGGUGCCCAUCCCAGUGCAUGUCAACCGGUUCGCCGUGCGGAGCCAGCACCAACAGAUGGAACAGGGGGCCCGGCCCUGACGCGCCUCCCGAGGACUUUGGAAGCCAAGGGUCGGCGCCUGAGCCUGCUCUGACACUGGGUUCAGGCUCUGCGGACCCGAGGGGCUCCCACUGUGAUUCUGCCCUGGGAGGGGGCUCAGCUGGCAAUGAACUUAGCUCCAGGUGCGCUCUUCUGCCAACCUGGGAUGUGGGCACCUGGCCCUGGGCCUGUUCCAGAGACCCUCAGGACUGGGGCUUCAGGGUGAAAGGGGCCGGGGUUCUCAGUGCCCAGGAGCUGUGGGGACUGAGUGCGCUC